Molecule: messenger RNA, 1576 nt
Organism: Melanotaenia boesemani (Boeseman's rainbowfish)
Lineage: Eukaryota; Metazoa; Chordata; Actinopteri; Atheriniformes; Melanotaeniidae
Gene: rp9
Product: RP9 pre-mRNA splicing factor
Exons: 6
Coding region: 178-843 (221 amino acids)
Biological process (GO): RNA splicing
Source: RefSeq, a predicted model, not a curated record
CCAACCAGACUGCACAGGAAGUACAGCCUCACCAGAGCAGUGUUCGCUAUGUAGCUACUCGUUAGCACAUUGACGCCACAAAUCUAACAGAAUUAUCAUAAAAAAAAUAUUCUCAUCCUCUUUAAAGUAUAUGUACAUUCAUGCUUUUCCAGCAGAAUAGCUCGUUGGUGUGAAACAAUGUCGGAAAGAAAGCGAACAAGUGAACGGGACGACAGACGAGACCACAAGAAACACAAGACAUCCAAACAUGAUUUAGAAAAACUCAAGACACAUACGAAGAAACUCAACCAAGAGGUUCAACAACUAAAACAUGUCGAGACUUUCUAUGAGAAACCUCCACCAGGACUUAUAAAGGAGCAUGAAGAAAAACCAGAAGACUGUAUUCCAGCUGAACCAGGAAAUGAAGCAGCCAGGAGCUUCCUGGCAAAUGCCCCCACCAGGGGCCUUUGGAUGCCUCUGGGGAAGGAAGUGAAGGUGAUGCAGUGCUGGAGAUGUAAGCGGUACGGUCAUAGGACAGGAGACAGAGAGUGUCCUUUCUUCAUCAAAGGCAACCAGAAACUGGAGCAAUUCAGAGUGGCCCAUGAAGAUCCAAUGUAUGACAUAAUUCGGGAAAACAAAAGAAAUGAAAAAGAGACCAGGAUCCAGCAGCUGCAGCAGCUCCUACAAGACACCACCUCGUCCUCAGACGACUCAGACAGCUCUUCCUCCUCCUCAUCAUCACACCACCAUCGCAGCAAGAAGAGUAAAAAGAAGAAGGACAAGAAAAAGAAAGAGAAGAAGAAGAAAAAAAGGAAACAAAAACACAAGUCCUCAAAAACUAGUAACUGUUCAGAUUCUGAUUAAAACUUUGGAACAUGCUCAUACCUAAACUUAAUUCUUAUGUGCUUAAACAUAGAAAGACACUUAAAUAACAGCAAGUUAGAUCUUAGACUGUAGUGAAGUGUGUGCGUCAGUUAAAACAGUACUGUGGAGAUUCCCUUAAACUUUUUCCCACCAGGUUGAAACUAAGAACUGUAUAACCAAUGUGCAUGAUUUCUACCAUCCAUUUCAUUCUCCCCAGGGUGACUACUUGCAUUUAUAUCCUUUUUGUAAAAUCAUGCAGCACAAAGUCUGAUGCUAUGGCUGCUAAAGUAUGUGGUAUGUUUGUGCAUACCUGUGUAACAAAAAAGCAUUUACUGCACAGGCAAUGAGUCUAAAGUGAUGCAGAGCAAGCCUGCUGGUGGAAGAGAUAAUGUUCUUUCACAGGUUCUGCAUGCCAGCAAAUACAGUGUCAGAGAUUGUAUUUUCCCGCCAUAUUGUGUUAGCCUUGCUUUUGCACUGGAAUCUAAAAGUGAUUGUGUAUUUAAUGCACAGAUUUAGGAGGAAAAAAAAGAAACCUCAGUUAAAUCUUGGGUUGCAGUUGGAAUAUGUUUUCCACAUAAGCCAGAAUGUUUGAAUGCUUGUGACGGCGCAGAAAUGUUUGGAAUGAUUUGAGGUUGGAAUAUGCUUAUUUGCUCUGAAAAAGCCGCAGAAAUGGGAAAUGAAUGUACGUGAAUACAUUCAUGUAUUCUGAGAAUAAAAAUCUCUUUUCCUCUAA